GCUGUCUAGGCAUGUUCCAAGAGAAAAAAAGUUUACUUAAAAUUUUGUCUGGCACUCUGAGUCUUAGAGAGAAGUUUACUCCCACUAUGGGGAAAAAAAGGCCCUUCCGGCCUUCUGCUGCCAGCUACCACGAUUAGAAACAACAUUUCUGUGGAAAAAUAUCAGUGAAAACGUUGUGAAAGGGAGAGAGGGAGAAAAAAACACAGAGGGGCAGGCUGACAAUUGAGCAGAACAGCCUCUUCCUGACAUCCCCGUUCACACAAAUACAGGAAGUUGUGCAAACCGAGAGAGCACUGCACAGACUUUCCUGCACUCAACUUGAGUUUUUUUUUUUCCAUGGCCUGUUCCCAACUACCACACCAAGAAGCGUGUUCACAGAGGCCCAUCUGAACUACUGCUGCACAGCGGGGGACAGAGAUCAAGAGGUAUCCUAUGAGAAGAGAAUGGUGCCGGAGGUGAACAUCACCUGAUAACGGGGGCUUGAGGUUUGAUGGACUAAGAAGACUUGCAGCGCUUCGAGUCCCUUCUGAAGUGCAGUGAUGAUUAAAGCAUCUGCACUCACACAGGAAACUGGAAUCUCUCCAGGGAAUGUGCUCCCAAGUGGACCAAAUGCCAGUGAGAUGCAACCCAGGACCACACUGGAAACCAACAGCAGGAGCAACCACAGCGAGCCCACUUCUCCUGUUAAGAAUCAGCUAGUCCUGCCUAGCAUCAGCAUUCUGGAGAAACUAAUCAAGACUUGUCCAGUUUGGCUCCAGCUGGGCAUUAGCCCAGAACGAGCUUCUGAAAUCCUGCAGAGGGAACCUCCAGGGAUAUUCCUGGUGAAGAAGAAUGCAAAUCUAAAAAAAAUGGUUCUUUCGGUUCGCUUCUCUGACAAGGAUGGAAAGCCACGCAUACAAGACAUCGUGAUCAAAGAGGAAAAAAGCUUGCUCUACCUUGAGGGCUCAGUGCUGGUCUUUGACGAUAUCUUCAAACUCAUCGCUUUCUACUGUGUCAGCAGAGAUGUGCUUCCUUUUACUUUAAAGUUGCCCCAGGUUAUAAUUGAGGCAACAAAAUAUGAAGACAUGGAGACAAUUUCAAACCUGGGUUCAGAUUUCUGGGGCUCUUCUAUGAACCGGAGAACAGAUACUUUGAGGGAUCGAAGUUUGAACACCAGUGCCGGAGGUUUGAGAACAGGCCAGCAUUUUCAGACCGAUGCAAGUCACUGCUCAUGUGAGAUUGAGCUGUCAAUAGGAAAUGACAGGCUGUGGUAUGUCAAUCCUAUUUUUAUCGAAGAGUAUUGCAACAGCCUGCCUUCAGCAGCUCCUCCCAUAACCAGAAGCCAGAGUUUGAACACUCCAAACACAGUGCAGCCAAGGUACAAGAGACCUCCUCCCAUCCCACCUCGGCCUCAAGCAACAGAGGAGUUCUUGGGUGGUACAAAGGAAGCAAAGGACAAAGUCAAGCCAAAUGAGGAAUCCAGCAGUAGCCUUGUCCUCACAGCUCAGAAACCAGAAUGUAGCGCAGAGCAAUCUAAACUCCAGAAGCAUGCUCGGAUCCCUCCAGUGCCCCCCAGGAGAAGACUGUCUGAAAAGCUCUCUGAAGAGCCUCUGAUAAAAGAAGAAGUGAUAUCCUUGGAGAAGAAAGAUGUUGACUCAGUGCCUGUCGCUACACUGAUCUGCAUUGAAGAUACCCAAAUGGCGGACGCUCAGUCAGAGAAAGCCCUGGUAGUAACAAAACCAGCACAGAAUGAUUCUAAAACUUCAUCACUGGGAACUGUCAAACCCCCUGUGUCAGUGAAAAAGAUGCCUCCAAUUCCCCCUCCAAGGAAGAAGAGACCUUCUCAAGUGACACUUAAUACUGAACUUGGGAAAGUAAAUGAACUCACUUCAGAGGGUUCAAAUUCAUCAGCACCUAAUGCCACAGCUGGGAAUGAACCAGGAUUUUCACCUCAGACCUCCAGCACGCCAAACACAGUACGAAAGUCUCUGAAUUCUAUGGACCUCAAAAGUCCUGAUGUCUCUCUGUUCUCGCCUGAAGGAAACCCCACAAUUCUUGACCAUGACUCAUAUUCCACCAGCAGCACAGAGGAGGAGAUGGAAUCCCACAGUCAAAGCAAUAUAAAGCGGAACCCCACCAUCAUGUUAGACAAAGCCAAGCAGCGGUUGUCCAUGGUCAACAUCUCCCACAUGUUCACAAGCUUUCUGAGUGCCGACAGAAAGCUACAGAAGAAGAUAGUAGAGCUGGCUAGAGACAAGGACACAUACUUUGGGAACUUAGUGUCGGACUACAAAACCUUCACCCUGGAGACUAUGAAGAAACACUCUUCUAGUACAGAAAUGCUCCAGGAGAUCCGCCAGAUGAUGACACAGCUCAAGAGCUACUUGAUACAAAGUGCAGAGCUUCAGGGACUUGUGGAAACUGCUGUAUAUACAGAUGAAAAACUAGAAGCAAUUAUAGAGGCAGCUCUGUGCAAGAGCGUUCUGAAACCAAUAAGGGAAGCAAUCUACAAUGGGCUGAAGGACAUCCAUACCAAGGACUUAUCUCUGAAAAGACUGAAAGACAACCAGCAAGUUGUGUUGAACACCACCACUACUGACAUGGGGGUGACCACCAGCGUGCCUGAGACCCCUGUGAUGGAGAAGAUCCACCUCAAGUUUACAAACCUACACAAAGAAUAUUCCCCUGAAAAGAAGAUUGCCAUCCUGCUCAAGACCUGCAAGAUCAUCUAUGACUCCAUGUCAGUGGGCUGUCCAGGGAAGCACCAUGGUGCAGAUGACUUCCUCCCAGUGUUGAUGUAUGUGUUAGUGAGGAGCAAUAUAAGUGCGAUGCUGCUUGAUGUGGAGUACAUGAUGGAGCUCAUGGACCCUGCUUUGCAACUUGGAGAAGGGUCUUAUUACUUAACCACAACCUAUGGCGCCCUAGAGCACAUUAAGAACUAUGACAAAGUAUCAAUUACAAGGCAGCUGAGUCUUGAGAUACAAGAUUCUAUUCACCGCUGGGAAAGACGUCGGACUCUCAACAGGGCCAGGGUGUCCAGGACUUCAGUACAGGAUUUCAUCAAUGUCUCAUUCCUGGAUGCAGGCUGCAAUACAAAGACUCUGGGGGCUAGACCCACCACCACAGCCCAGGACUUGUGUAAUCAAUGUGCAGAGAAGUUUGAAGUCCUGGAACCUGAGUGUUACCAGCUGUUUGUUCUUGUAGACGGGAUAUACCAGCAGCUGUCCCCUGAUGCGCUGCCCCUCACUAUCAAAGCCAGCUUCCACGAACCCAGUGAACCCAAGAAGGAAUAUUAUUUUGUGUACAAGCCUAUGACCUCCGAACAAGAAGCUGCCAAACCUCCACCAACUGAGACGGAGAGCCUGAUUUGAAUGACAAACUGUCAUGUUCACAAAUAAGGACAUCUUAGUACUGAGGGACGCGCCAGUACACUGUGAGUGACAGAAUGGCCUUGAUUCUUUAGAACAGUCCUUCCCUUCAUGAAUUUCCCUUCUUCAAAAGGAUUGAUUUUUGUAAGAACUUGACUUAUGAGCUAUGAACAUGUGAACUUGAACCCUAGGAUAAAACUGCCAUCUCACAUUCAGAGCCUCAGAUACACACAGCCCAAACAGACUGAAUAAAACAUGUUGAAAUAUCCCCUUGGGACUUUGAAUACCCAUAUCUUGGAGGAAAUCAACACUUGACACUUUCAUCUUAAAUUUGGAACUGUGCCAGAUCCCCCUUCGAUUGGUAGCGUGUUAUAGAGGAUCUACACAUAAAACCCCCUUUAACAGGAAUUAGGUGGAGAUCAGACCAACCCUGAUGUAAUUAAAACUAAUUAAAACCUCGAUCCAGUCGGUCCCACUUGGGCAGUCCUGCUCUUACAGACUUUGUUAUUAGAGCUGCGGGCCAAGAUGGCACCAACCAAGGGUGCUGCUUGAUGUCACCCCUUUCCAUGUUUUUGCUAACCAUUUACUAAGAGCUAGUGAUCUUUUAAGGUGUGUUUUUGUUUCUAAUCAAACUAUAUAAUCUGGAACCUUCCAUUAAUAACAAAUAAUUUCACCAUGAAAUCAAGUUUCUCACAUCUGUAAGACUGCAAGGAUCUUCUCAACCUCUGUCUACGCUCUGAGUUCUUAAAUAGCGAAUUGGCUCUCAAACAGGUGAAGCCAAUCUCCUAAUAAACUAGGAGCCAGGUAACUCCAGUUCAUUCCAGUUCUGGAGUGUCUCUAUGCUGCCCCCCAGAUGUGGCUGUUCUGUUACAGGAACUUCAAAAUUACAGCCUGGAAAGCAGAUUUUGUACAACUAUCACUAUAUAACAAGCAGUAAUAUACUGUAAUAAGCAGUAAUAUAUAGCAAUAAUAUAAUGAUAUAGAUAACAGUAUUUCAAAUGUGUUGGAAGAUGUAAUUUUUAAUGGUUGUACCAGAUUAGGCUAGGAGUAGCCACAGUUUAAUCACUUCUCCAGUGCAGUCUAACCUUGCUUUUAUAUAGCUGUCCAGAUUUCCCUUGUCCUCCCUUCUCAGAAAUGCAUGUUUGUUCAUAAAGUUCAUACUACAAGCUGACAUGCAGAGUUUUGAUUUAAGUCCUUCUUAUUUUGUUUGUGUUUGCACUAAACAGAUGCCUUCAAUGUCUCCAAACAGCAGCAUAAAACAUAUUCAAAAACUGGAACGCUGUCAUUGUACUAAAAGUGCUUUUAAAUGUCCUCAAGUCAGAAAACAGACUAUAUCUGACAAUUACAAUGAUCAUUUUUCAGUUAUAAUGAUUGUUUAUUAUUUUUUUACAGUACAGUGGAAAAUUGCAUGUUAACUAUUAUCUAAAACUGUAUUUUGGAGAGGGUACAAAUUUCUAUAGUAACAUUCUAUUAUACAUCACUAUUGUUUUCAUCUAUAAGUAUUUGUAUACUUUGUAUGCUUGUGCCAAAUUUAAAGUGUGCAUUACUACAACAGAUAUUUUACAAAAUGUAAUAUAUGUUGGUAUUAGAAAUGGUGAGUGAGUUUCAGCACACAUGCAUUAAAGACACUGACUAAAUGCAAGAGAAUUGCUAUAUUUAAACAGUUUUCUGAAAUGGGAAUUUCCUGCUUUCAUGCAUUGUAGAGUGUGGAGUUUUAACAGCAUCUUCACAGCAGAGACAUAUGUGUAAAGUAUGCAUGCUGGGUUUUCUAACUGGGUUUAUCUGCUCUUAACUCAGGUCUGGGAAAACAUCUUCAUCUUACAAUUUUCAUUCCAACUCACCUCUUAUUUACUUAGGCUAACUUCAACCUUAUAACAAUGUCUUGGUCUUCUCCCAUCCAAGUGUCUGUGUUGUAAGAAAUUCUACUAAGGCAGAACAAAGAUUAUUGAAGGAAUGCUGAUGCAGUGUCAGUAUCACUUGUGACCAAGCUGUACAAAAUAAAUGACCAGCUAAGUGGAGUUCUCACUGUUAUAUUUCUUGGUAACAAUAAACUGACAAAAAUAACA
Messenger RNA from Lepisosteus oculatus (spotted gar), 5413 nucleotides. RefSeq names its product Ras and Rab interactor 3 (gene rin3). Gene Ontology annotation, cellular component: cytosol; endocytic vesicle. The record is from RefSeq and is a predicted model, not a curated record. Gene Ontology annotation, molecular function: guanyl-nucleotide exchange factor activity; small GTPase binding. Lineage: Eukaryota; Metazoa; Chordata; Actinopteri; Semionotiformes; Lepisosteidae. Gene Ontology annotation, biological process: vesicle-mediated transport; signal transduction.